Molecule: messenger RNA, 1466 nt
Organism: Cicer arietinum (chickpea)
Lineage: Eukaryota; Viridiplantae; Streptophyta; Magnoliopsida; Fabales; Fabaceae
Source: RefSeq, a predicted model, not a curated record
UAUAAAGUUUCAAUUGAAUGAUGCAACUGCUCAUUUAUGGAAGUUGGUAAAGCUUUCUACUUAGGCAUCUUAGAUUCACACAAAAUACUUGCCAUCUGUGGGAUUGUUUGUUUGGCCCAUACCUUGAAUGACAAAUUAUGUAACCGAGUACCAAAAACAAGCAUCUAGCUUAUUUAGCUUAGCAGGGAAUCCUAAACAUCUGAAUGAAGUGUUGCUGAAUAUGUUACUGUUUUUUGGUCUUUCAUUGCCAUCCUUUUUUCCCUAACCUAUUAGUAGCCUAAUAUAUCCUGAUUAAUGUUCAAGGUCAUCUUUAACCUCAAUAUAAUUGCAACUUGUCCUCUGAAGACUAGAUUUCUUGUGGUUGUCUAAAUAAGUGAAGCCUAUCAGGACUGAAGUUGAAUGUUUCAAAUUUUCAAUCCUCUGUUGGGCAAUCCCAGCUGAUUGUUUGUAAAGGAUGUAAAUGCAUGAUUGGUUUGCUUUUGAAAAUGAAUUUUGCUUUGCAAUCACUUGCCUGCUCUAGAAGAAGUCACUAUAUUGGACUAACUUUUUUAGAGACUUUGCUCAAUAUUAGAAAUGCAGACAAUAUUUGUGGUUGAUUUUAUUUUUCUGAAAGGGAUAGGAAAUCUUCACUUCAUAUGCAAUUAGCUUAUUUGUAUAUAUUGCCUUAUUGUAUCCUUUUAUUUCCUUAUAGGGAAAGUGAUACGGACAGAGAUGGGAAGGUCAGUUUUAAAGAAUUCUUUUAUGGCCUCUUUGAUUCGGUAAGAUACUAUGAUGAGGAGAGUUACAAUGAUCUACAUCAAUCUGAUGAUUCAACGGAUGCUUCAGCCAGAGCUUUGUUUUCUCAGCUUGACAAAGAUCACGACGGGUCUUUGUCAGAUAUUGAACUACUGCCUAUAAUUGGGAAAUUGCAUCCAUCUGGGCAUUAUUAUGCAAAGAAACAAGCAGAAUAUUUAAUUUCAUUGGCGGAAGUUGACAAAGAUGGGCGCCUUAAUUUGACUGAGAUGAUUGAGAAUGCAUAUAUAUUUUAUGAUGCUAUUUUCUACGAUGAUGAAGUUGAAUAUGAUGAUUCCCCUGACGAGUUCUUUUAAGUUUAUGUUAGGAUAAGCAGAAAAGCUCGGGACAAUAUCACUGGCAAGGAGUCGAUGGUAUUUGAAAAUAAUAAACAGUGUUGUAGAUUUUUAUAGAAAGUAAAAUGCCAACAGGUCAAAAUUAUAUAGGUUAGCAGAAAAAAAACAAAAUAUGUUUACCUAUAAAUACCACAGUCUCAUUUUUUGUUGUAUAGAUUUUUUAAGUUUGGUCUUGUAUGGCCAGAAGCUUCUAGGUGUUGUGAGCUGGCUAAAAAUUUGUCAAUAGAUUCCCUUAUUAGUUGGCAAUGAUUGUAUUCAAUUUGGCAUAUAUAGCCAUUAUGGCCUAAUGAAUAAUAUCCAUCAGUUCAAAUCAGAGUCUGCAUUUUAUAUUUGUACAUU